GCUGAAAAUGCAGGCAGCAACUGAUCUGUUGUGAUGUGAAUAAGAUAGAGGUUACUCUCAUGUUUUUGAGUUCUUCUUCAUACCUUACAACCCAAAAAAUAGGGUUUUUGCCUAACAUAGCUUGGUAUCAUUGUGAAAUUUUGCUUCUUCUGGUACUCUGACGUCAAAUCUUCCUGUUUGCAUUGUUAUUUCAUUUGAUUGCUUCUUUGGAGAUGUCCGAGGAUGGUCCUCCAAAGCUGACGAAUAAUGCUAACACUGCCGUUGCACAGGAUUCUAGACAGAUGCAACAGCAGCAGGCUCGCGCUGCGAAUGGUUCUGCGGGACUGCGCAGCCUUGCACCGAGGCAGCAGUGUUCUACGACGGAGAUGAUGCGCAUGGUGGGGACCAUGUCUCAAGGCGCAAAUCUUCCACGUCAGAUGCAGGCGCAACAGCAAUCGAAUGUGAGGACUUCACAAGGGACAGCACAAAUGGUGCAGUUACAUCAGGUGCAGCAAGUGCCGGUAGCCGGUCGUGUUAUCACAAUGAAUUCGAUGCAGGCACCGCAACAGCUCAUUCCUGUCCCUAUGCGUAUGGUCUCCAACGGCACGCCGAUGAGUGACGGUCAGCAGACGACUAACUCAAUCCAGCUGAUGCCACAAUUCCUCUCGGCAAACGCUCGCAUAGGGCAGAAUAUCAGGUUCAUGCAUCCUGGCGAUGGUACACACACGGUAUCUUCACAACAAGCCGCUAUGGUGAAUGCACUGCGACCUGGAAAUACUGCCCUGAUGGUUGUACAAGGACCUAAUGGCCCAAUGGUUCUAAAUGCGUCCGCAAUGCAUCCCGGUAUGAUUCCGCAAAAUCUUGUACCUGUCGGCAUCGCCCAAGGUAUCCAAGGCAUGCAGACAAUGCAGAAUGUGCAACGGCAACAACAGCAGCAACAUCAGCAACAAAUGCAGCAGCAUGUGAAAACUAUGACCAGUCGCUGCAAAAAACGACGUCCGGAGAGUGGUUCGGGAGAAAUGAGCGUGGGGGAGUAUCUAGCGCUAGGUAUGGAUGAGAAAGGGAAAGCGGAAACUGCUUCAUGCGGUACUGAUAGUCCUGACACGGCAGGAGAUGCACCGCCAGCAUUAGAUAGGGGAGAUUCUGUAGACGAUCCGUCGCCUCCACCGGUCUCGGAUGCUGCCAAGUCCUUGGAAUCUAUCUUUGUCAGGGAAGCAUUGGCUUUUCGCGCACGAGGUGGUGGUUGCGGAAAACCUUUGGUGCACUAUAUGGAUGGAUUCACCAUUGAGGAAUCAGAUGUUCCGUUUCCGUUAGCACAGUACGACAAAAUCACGGAGAUAGUUUCUUCUGAAGUUUUGGACGACAUUAUGCCUCUUAUCGCAGACAUUGACGUGAAGAACAAAGUUGAGGAAAAGGCCCCCACGAAAGAAAAGAACAAUUCGUCCAAAGCGAAACAAGCGACACCCACAAAGGCAGAUGCUGAGAAUGAGGGCAAAAGAAAGGUACCAGCCCGCACACGCCGGUCAGCCACUCACACAGAAGGCCGCACGAACAAGCCGAAGAAGGAGGAACCUGAAGCUACUCCUGAGCAUGUUGAGGAGCGCAAGCAAUCCAAGAAUCGACGUACAACACCUGUGCAGCAUCCACCAAGAAGAAGGACAAAUGAGCUAGAGUUACUUUUAAGUAUGGAUUUUGGUCCAAAAGAUGCUGGAAGGCGUAUUCUGGAUACGGAGAAACGAAAAAGCGUGCUUGACAAGGAAAAACGUCUUUCAUCAGAAACUGGCGACGAACAUGACAAAUCGGACCAUGCAGAGAAAACUCGAACAAAGCAGAAGAAGCGAAGUUCUCAAUCCACAGCUACCGAAAGUCCUGUCAAACCUGAACGCUCUCGAUCUUCUGUCGACUCCUCGGAUACCCAUAGCCAUUCAUCAAAGAGAAGCAGUGGGAAGCAUGACAAAGCGAAAGAGAAGGAAAAGGAAAGGGAAAAAGAGCUAGCAGUUUUAAAUACACCAACAGUAAGCAUGCGUAUGCUGCCCUCGUCUGAGGACUCGCCAGAAGAUCGAUGCCUUUAUUGCAAGGUUUCAUUCAAGGAGAAAGAACGCUCAGUCUCUACACCGCAGUACUGCUCGACAAAGUGCCGUCGCUCGUAUCAGUCCAUGAUGGCAAGCGAGAAGAACGGACGCAAAUUUUCAGAAACAAUGAAACGGAUCUCCGGUGGCUCGGAAGGUACGCUGUCGUCUUCAUCAAGUUUGGCCGAUCUACGGCCGAAGGUAGAAGAGGAAGUCACUCCACCGUCGUCUAGAGGAAGCAAAAGCGAAGAGUCGUCUAAUUCCAAGAAAGCAUUCAGUGCGCUGCUUGAUAGUUCUCGUAAUACAACACCUGCACCACCGCCACGCGGAGUUGUCUCUCCGACAGCAGUACAGCCUACAACUCUGCGAACGUCGAUGUCUUCUCCAGUGGUCAACGACCAUUCACCAGUAUUGGAUCACGCUGUAGGUGUCGUUACUCCGGUGACAGCUUCAAGUGGACCUCUCAAUGUCCCUGGUGUUGACUACGACAUUGACCCAAAACUGUGGCCGCCUGACAUGGCUGCACGUUGGGCACAAGCAGUGACGGGAUCAGAGACAUGUGCUGCCACAUUCCGACGAGAAGAAGUUGACGGGGACGCUAUGCUAAUGAUGGGUUUCGACGAUCUGCGCAGCCAUCUUGCUUUCACCUUUGGUCCUGCUAAGAAGCUACAACUUGCAAUUGAACAGUUGAAAGUUUUCCGCCAGCAGAUGUAUGGCAGGCCUUGACUGAUCUUAUAUUAUGGAGUUGAAUUGUACUGAUCUCUGAAACUUUGCAAAAUUUUUUGGUUUUUUCCUUGAAGUAGUGUUCUACCGUGGGGCGGAAAACUUUGGAACAAGCAUAACCUUUGAUUGUUCGAUUGAAUAAUAUUUAUGUAACGAAAGUACCACUGUCUGGCUAACAAUGUAAUGAUAAGCUAACAUCAUGGUGCAAUUUAGGAAAGCACUUUCGUAAUAACCAUGUUUAUAUUCCCUGUCACACAUAUCUCGUCUUUGCACGUUAUCACAUAAUAAUAAAUUUUUGUUAUCUACGUUGAUAAGUUUAUUUUUUGGUAAUUCAGAG
Messenger RNA from Cylicocyclus nassatus, 3108 nucleotides. The record is from the annotation of a GenBank genome assembly. Lineage: Eukaryota; Metazoa; Nematoda; Chromadorea; Rhabditida; Strongylidae.